AUGCUAACGAUAGUAAAAGAUAUUGAAUUAAAUAUAAAAAUUCAAGAUCAUAAACAGGAAAUAUUAUUUUAUUUUUGUCAAGUAUUAUUGGGCGUUCAUUAUAUUCAUAAAUUAGAUAUUAUCCAUAGAGAUUUAAAAGCAGAGAACAUUUUAUUGACUGGAAAAAACGGCGUUCUAGUAAAAAUUGGCGACUUUGGUAUUUCAAAAAUGUUGGCGAGCGCAAAAAAAACCUCUACUGUUAUUGGUACGCCUUAUUAUUUGGCCCCAGAAUUAUGUGAAGGAAAACCAUAUGAUACAAAGAGCGAUGUUUGGGCUUUAGGCUGUUUGCUUUACGAAAUGUGUACACACAAAAGGGCUUUUGAAUCAGAGACACUUGUCGGCUUAGUCAAGGCUAUAACAAGUGGAAGUGUUCACCCAAUCGAUUUGACUGUCUAUGAGAGAGGCAUUCAGGAUCUUAUAGACUCAAUGUUAUCUAUUUUAGCAGACAAACGACCGACAAUAAAAGAGCUAAUAGGCAAAAAGAUUAUCUUACAAAUGAUCUACACUGUAUAUUUAGAUGCUGGCAAUGAUGAUUUAUUGAAUUUGAAAUUUAAUAAUUUG
Messenger RNA from Brenthis ino (lesser marbled fritillary), 600 nucleotides. Lineage: Eukaryota; Metazoa; Arthropoda; Insecta; Lepidoptera; Nymphalidae. The record is from the annotation of a GenBank genome assembly.